AUGGAGCAGCUCAAUGGGGUCCUUCUGCACCUGGAGUCAGAGCUGGCACAAACCCGGGCUGAGGGGCAACGCCAAACCCAGGAAUACGAAGCCCUGCUGAACAUCAAGGUUAGACUUGAGGCUGAGAUUGCCACCUACCGCCGCUUGCUAGAAGAUGGGGAAGACUUCAGUCUCAGCGAUGCCCUGGACUCCAGUAACUCCAUGCAAACUGUCCAGAGGACAACCACCCACAAGGUUGUGGAUGGCAAAGUGGUGUCCGAGACCAACGACAUGAGAGUUCUGAGACAUUGA
Messenger RNA from Phodopus roborovskii (desert hamster), 291 nucleotides. Its product is annotated as keratin, type I cytoskeletal 18-like. The transcript has a single exon. Gene Ontology annotation, cellular component: keratin filament. The record is from RefSeq and is a predicted model, not a curated record. Gene Ontology annotation, biological process: intermediate filament cytoskeleton organization. Gene Ontology annotation, molecular function: structural molecule activity. The coding region runs from base 1 to 291 and encodes 96 amino acids. Lineage: Eukaryota; Metazoa; Chordata; Mammalia; Rodentia; Cricetidae.